GCAGCUGCCAGCCCGCGGGACCGGAGUGGGCGGGGCCUGGGCCAGAGGGCGGCUCUCCCCCGCGUGCACACCCGGAAGCGCACUGGCGUCCGCUCUCAGAGCCGGGGGAAGCAGCGCCCUCGCUCCAGUACCUGCAGCCAGCUCCUCAGUCAUGCCGAAGCACGAGUUCUCCGUGGACAUGACCUGUGAAGGCUGCUCUAAUGCAGUCACUCGGGUCCUCAACAAGCUGGGAGGUAGCUGCUUUGACCAUCUCCAUUUCAAGCAGGAGGGAACUGAAGUUCAGAGAGGAGUUCAAUUUGACAUUGACCUGCCCAACAAGAAGGUCUGCGUCGACUCUGAGCACAGCGUGGACACUCUGCUGGAGACCCUGGGGAAAACAGGAAAGGCCGUUUCCUACCUCGGCCCCAAGUAGCGAGGGCCUGGGCCCCCAGCCUGCAGGAUGGACCAAAGUGGGCAGGAUGCUGAGCCAGCUCCUGCCUUCCAGACAGAUCUAGGACCUGACAAUCCUGCUCAGCGAUGGUAGUUCCUGCGGAGACCCUCACUUGCCCUGCUCUUCUAUAGCUUCCUUGCAAUAAAGUCAAGUCGAUUUUGCUGGA
Molecule: messenger RNA, 596 nt
Organism: Orcinus orca (killer whale)
Lineage: Eukaryota; Metazoa; Chordata; Mammalia; Artiodactyla; Delphinidae
Gene: ATOX1
Product: antioxidant 1 copper chaperone
Exons: 5
Coding region: 152-412 (86 amino acids)
Biological process (GO): copper ion transport
Cellular component (GO): cytosol
Molecular function (GO): copper chaperone activity; metal ion binding
Source: RefSeq, a predicted model, not a curated record